This is a messenger RNA of Prorocentrum cordatum, 921 nucleotides long. The record is from the annotation of a GenBank genome assembly. Lineage: Eukaryota; Dinophyceae; Prorocentrales; Prorocentraceae.
AUGCUGGACCUGGGACUCCGAGUCCCCCCAAAGUCGCUAUUGAUGAUGACGUAUGUGAAGGAUGAGGUGAAGGUCCAGCGGCACGUCUUGCGGAUCACGGGCAUCAAGAUCAAGCGCGCCAGCUGGGCCAAGGACCUUGGGGUGGACUGUUCCAUGGGACUCAAGCGUGCGACCAAGACCACCAAGAGCAGGAUGACCACGGCGCAGGCUCGCGCCACGCGUACAGCCCUGUUCAGGCGAGUCGGCCGAGGCGGCAUCAGAUCCAAAGGAGUCAUGUUGCACAAUACCAACAUCAAGGCGAAGUUUCGAUAUGCUGAUCCAGUUCUGGGAGUGGCGCCGUCUGAUAUGGAGCGCAGGCGUGCCCAAGCGGCAGACUUGGCUGGACACACUGUCGGUGGCAGAUGCACGGCCUCAGUCUUGCUGCUCCACUACCAGGACGACGAUCCCAAGAUGAGCGUGGUCAAGGAUCAGGUCAAGCAGUGGUUCCAGUUCUGGGAGGCCCAUCCAGAGCUGCGAGAACGAGUUCGACGGGGCUGGCGAGCGAUGCUGAAGAGGCUGAUAUACCUGCGCCCCCGCUCAAGAUGGCGGUGCGUGACGGGCCCGAUGGGGGCUCUCAUCAUGAUGCUGCGCGAGCUCGGCUGGACCCCGCGAGCUCCAGACCACUGGCUCGAUGACCAGGGGGACGAGUGGAAGCACAUGGGCGAUGCUGCGGACAGCCACGACGAGUUGUACGAGGCUCUGUGCUCCUCCGCCAGGCGCGACCUCUGGCAGCAGGCUGGCGGUCAUCCAGCAGGGCAGGGGCUGCAUGAGGGUGGCGACAUGCACAUGCUGCGGGUCAACCUGCGGCGGCUCCGUCGCCAGGACCGACAUCGUGAGGCAGGUGCGCUGGAUGCGAACGCUCUGGCUUGCAUCUGGACGAAG